Molecule: messenger RNA, 1014 nt
Organism: Chilo suppressalis (striped riceborer)
Lineage: Eukaryota; Metazoa; Arthropoda; Insecta; Lepidoptera; Crambidae
Source: the annotation of a GenBank genome assembly
AUGGCUCAUUACAAAGGAGCUGCCUCUGAGGCUGGGAGAGCCAUGCAUCUUAUGAAGAAGCGUGAAAAAGCGCAACAAGAAAUAGAGCUACGUAAAAAGAAAAUUGAAGAAGACUUGAAAAUAGAGAACAUAGAAAAUAAAUUUGCUACUCAUUAUGAUGCAGUAGAACAACAACUUAAAAGUUCUACUAUUGGACUUGUCACUCUGGAUGAAAUGAAAGCAAAGCAGGAACAUAUAGUAAGAGAAAGAGAGAAAAAAUUAGCACAAAAAAAAGCUGAAAAGGAGAAGGAAAGGCAGAAAGAAAUUGAAGCCAAGCAAGCUCAAAAAAACAAACAAAAGCGUCAGAUUCAAGCACUGUCAUUUGAUUUAAAUGAAGAAGAGGAUGAAGAAUCUGCUGAUGAGAAACCUGAACCAAGUUGGAAAGAAAAGCCUGAGGAACCUAUUUUAAAAAAGAUAAAAAAAAAUCCAGAUGUUGAUACCUCAUUUUUACCAGACAGAGAACGGGAAGAAGCUGAUCUGAAAUUGCGUGAAGAACUGAGAUUAGAGUGGGUAAUGACUCAGGCAAGUCUAAAAGAUGAACCUAUUACUGUCACAUUCAGUUAUUGGGAUGGAUCAGGACAUAGAAGAAAUGUUACUCUAAAGAAAGGCAAUUCCAUUUAUCAAUUUCUGCAAAGAUGCCUCGAUAAUCUGAGGCCUGAAUUUAGUGAACUGAAAACUGUUUCAGCAGAUCAGCUUAUGUAUGUCAAGGAGGAUUUAAUAUUACCACAUCAUUAUACAUUCUACGAUUUCAUUGUCACAAAAGCUCGUGGCAAAAGUGGCCCUUUAUUCCAAUUUGAUGCAUCAGAUGAUGUAAGAUUAGUUAAUGAUGCUACUCAAGAAAAACAAGACUCGCAUGCCGGCAAAGUUCUUCUGAGGUCUUGGUAUGAAAGGAACAAGCACAUAUUUCCAGCAUCUAGAUGGGAACCAUAUGAUCCUACAAAAACAUAUUCCAAGUACACAGUAAAAGGAAAAUAG